Molecule: messenger RNA, 1296 nt
Organism: Dermacentor albipictus
Lineage: Eukaryota; Metazoa; Arthropoda; Arachnida; Ixodida; Ixodidae
Product: serine/threonine-protein kinase haspin-like
Biological process (GO): intracellular signal transduction; mitotic cell cycle
Cellular component (GO): nucleus; cytoplasm
Molecular function (GO): histone H3T3 kinase activity
Source: RefSeq, a predicted model, not a curated record
AUGGCCAAAGUCAACGCCCGUCGGGAUGACGGCUACGAUGGCGGCAGCGUCACGGAACCGAACGCGUAUCGCUACAGCGCUGUGAACGCGGAUGCGUACAAGCAAGCUCCCAAGCAGCCGAGCCAUCCUGCACUGCAGUACGUGUUGGACAUCACCAACGAGCGUAUCACGUACAAUAAAAGCGUGAGUAACUCAACGGACAGCUUCGAGAGCCUCGCCGUCACCAAGCACACUAAGCGGCUUACCGAAACUGACUGCUGCUACCAGAUGACAAACUCGGACCCGUGGCUACCACUCCUGGCUCUAUGCAAGCGCCCCAAGCCUGUCGACUUCCUGAACGUCAUUCAUGAAGACUGCCAGGCUACCAUGCUGAGCUGGGAUGAGCCCGGUGGCGGGGAUGUGUUUCGCGUGCUUGGAAGCCAAGGAGACCAGCUUGUGCGCGUGCUUCGGCUGGGCGAGACGGAACUCCCUUGGCAUACAUCCCGCCUGAGAGUUGCCAGAGAACUAAGCAAUCUCAAGGACAGCGUGGACAACCGGACGUCCGCAUUUUUUAUGGACGCGAGAACCAGUCUCGUUAGGGACGUAUAUCCGAGACUGUUAACAAGUGCGAAAGAGCAGCAAGACGAUCAAUUUCUCCUGUGGUCGGCUUCCACAACUCCAGAGGAACAGCAACCGGUAGCCGACUACUUGGUGACAGAGAUGCAGCCUGGCUGGAGGCCCCUGCCGAAUUACAAGCUGAACAAUCCAAACCAAGCGCUAAGCGUGCUCGGUCAGGCGUGCUGGGCACUGGCAGUGGCCGAAGCCGAACUGGAACUGGAACAUCGCCUCCCGGGAGUCGGCGCCGUUCUGGUACGCCCUACGCGGUCACCCCGGGUCGAGUUUACGCUGCGUGGCCACAUCGUUCGGAUUCCCAGCGCGGGUAUCAAAGUGCGCCUGCAGGGACUACAGCUGGCCAGAUUGCGCAUAGGAACAAAGGUUGAGUUUACGGAUGUCACGCGUUUCCACGAGUUUGUGAGAGCCGAAGAUGAGGUCGCCGUGUGUGCCAGGAUCGCCGACCUGCUGAGCAAGAGGCCCACCAAGUUCGAGCCACUGACGAACGUGCUCUGGCUCCAGCAUCUAGCAGACUGGCUGGCAUUGCAAUACGCCGAAGCUUCGUCCGUGCUUUCGCAUUGGCAAGGCGUGCUGGCCGCGUCCUGCUCGGCCGAGCAUGCCACGGUGGGCAGCAGGCAUAUUUGCAAGCCUCCAGGAACGUCGUCAACUCAGGCACCAAAGCCAAAUAGUGAAAUCUACCACUAG